Messenger RNA from Lutra lutra (Eurasian river otter), 7171 nucleotides. It is a transcript of the gene DSTYK, whose product is annotated as dual serine/threonine and tyrosine protein kinase. Bases 188 to 2980 code for a protein of 930 amino acids. Gene Ontology annotation, biological process: protein phosphorylation. NCBI's taxonomy places the organism in Eukaryota, Metazoa, Chordata, Mammalia, Carnivora, Mustelidae. Gene Ontology annotation, molecular function: protein kinase activity; ATP binding. The transcript is spliced from 13 exons. The record is from RefSeq and is a predicted model, not a curated record.
GCACUGCGGGUUGGUUUGUUUUCAGAGGCGGUGACGGAGGUUGGAAGCCCGGCCGACUGCAGGCGGGGGCGUCGGGAGGCGGAUUCCUCCUCCCCCGAAGCGCUGGGGUGGGGAGGGGGGCGGGGAGCAGGGAAGCGGGGGCCAGCGGGCCGGGGACCGAGCCGGCCGGACAGAGGAGGCUGGAGAGAUGGAGGGCGACGGGUUGCCGUGGGGGAGCGAGCCCGUCUCGGGUCCCGGCCCGGGCGGCGGCGGAAUGAUCCGCGAGCUGUGCCGGGGCUUUGGCCGCUACCGCCGCUACCUGGGACGUCUGCGGCAGAACCUGCGCGAAACCCAGAAGUUCUUCCGCGACAUCAAGUGCUCCCACAGCCACAGUUGUCCCUCCUCCCCCACGGGCGGCGGCGGCGGGGCCGAGCGCGGCCCUGCCGGCGACGUCGCCGAGCCCGGGCUGCAGGCGGGCCAGCUGAGCUGCAUCGCCUUCCCACCUAAGGAAGAGAAGUACCUCCAGCAGGUUGUGGACUGCCUUCCCUGCAUCUUGAUCCUCGGCCAGGACUGCAAUGUCAAGUGCCAGCUGCUGAACCUGCUGUUGGGGGUGCACGUGCUUCCCACCGCCAGGCCGGCCAGGGAGGAGAGCUGUAAGCUCCGGCGUCUCCACUUCACCUAUGGGACUCAGACGCGGGUUGGCCUGGCGCUUCCCGGCCAGUACGAGCUGGUGCACACGCUGGUUGCUCACCAGGGCAACUGGGACACCAUCCCUGAGGAGGACCUGGAGGUCCAAGAGGACAGGGAGGACGCCGCCCCUGUUUUAGCCGAACUGGAGGUCACUAUGCACCACGCACUCUUACAGGACGUGGACAUCGUGGUUGCACCGUGCCAGGGCCUCCGGCCCGCAGUAGAUGUUCUGGGUGACUUGGUGAACGAUUUCUUGCCUGUGAUAACCUAUGCACUCCACAAGGACGAACUGUCUGAGAGGGACGAGCAAGAGCUUCAGGAAAUCCGAAAGUAUUUCUCCUUUCCCGUAUUCUUUUUCAAAGUGCCGAAGCUGGGCUCGGAAAUCAUUGCCUCGCCUACCAGAAGACUAGAGAAUGAAAGGUCAGCCCUUCACCACCAGCUGGUGGACCUGGGCUAUCUGAGCAGCAGUCACUGGAACUGUGGGACCCCCGGCCAAGACACUAAAGCUCAGAGCAUGUUGGUGGAGCAAAGUGAGAAACUGAGGCACUUGAGCACGUUUUCUCACCAGGUGCUACAGUCCCGCCUGGUGGACACAGCCAAGGCCCUGAACCGGGUGCACUGCCACUGCCUCGACAUCUUUAUCAACCAGGCCUUUGACAUGCAGCGGGACCUGCAGAUCACUCCCAAACGUCUAGAAUACACUCGGAAAAAGGAAAAUGAGUUGUAUGAGUCGUUGAUGAAUAUUGCCAACCGGAAGCAAGAGGAAAUGAAGGACAUGAUUGUUGAGACGCUUAACACCAUGAAGGAGGAACUUCUGGAGGAUGCUGCCAACAUGGAAUUUAAAGAUGUCAUCAUCCCAGAGAACGGAGAGGCGGUGGGCACCCGAGAAAUCAAAUGCUGCAUCCGGCAGAUCCAGGAGCUCAUCAUCUCCCGGCUCAAUCAGGCAGUGGCCAACAAGCUGAUCAGCUCAGUGGACUACCUUCGCGAGAGCUUCGUCGGGACCCUGGAACGCUGUCUGCAGAGCCUGGAGAAGUCCCAGGAUGUCUCAGUUCACAUCACCAGUAAUUAUCUCAAACAGAUCUUAAAUGCUGCCUAUCAUGUUGAAGUUACAUUUCACUCCGGGUCGUCGGUCACAAGGAUGCUGUGGGAGCAAAUCAAACAGAUCAUCCAGCGCCUCACGUGGGUGAGUCCGCCUGCCAUCACUCUGGAGUGGAAGAGGAAGGUGGCCCAGGAAGCCAUCGAGAGCCUCAGCGCCUCCAAGCUGGCCAAGAGCAUCUGCAGCCAGUUCCGGACCCGGCUCAACAGUUCUCACGAGGCUUUUGCAGCCUCCUUGCGGCAGCUAGAAGCUGGCCACUCAGGCCGGUUGGAAAAAACAGAAGAUCUGUGGUUGAAGGUUCGGAAGGAUCACGCCCCACGCCUGGCCCGCCUUUCUCUAGAAAGCCGUUCUUUACAGGACGUCUUGCUGCAUCGUAAACCUAAACUGGGACAGGAGCUGGGCCGGGGCCAGUAUGGUGUGGUGUACCUGUGUGACAACUGGGGAGGGCACUUCCCUUGUGCCCUCAAGUCGGUCGUCCCUCCGGACGAGAAGCACUGGAAUGACCUGGCUUUGGAGUUUCACUACAUGAGGUCUCUGCCGAAGCACGAGCGCUUGGUGGAUCUGCAUGGCUCGGUCAUUGACUACAGCUACGGCGGGGGCUCCAGCAUCGCCGUGCUGCUCAUCAUGGAGCGGCUGCACCGGGACCUCUACACGGGGCUGAAGGCUGGGCUGACGCUGGAGACGCGUCUGCAGAUAGCGCUCGAUGUGGUGGAAGGGGUCCGCUUCCUGCACAGCCAGGGACUCGUGCACCGUGAUAUCAAGCUCAAAAAUGUCCUGCUGGACAAACAGAACCGUGCCAAGAUCACCGACUUAGGAUUCUGCAAGCCGGAGGCCAUGAUGUCGGGCAGCAUUGUGGGGACACCGAUCCAUAUGGCCCCUGAACUUUUCACAGGGAAGUACGAUAACUCUGUCGAUGUCUACGCCUUUGGCAUUCUCUUCUGGUAUAUCUGCUCGGGCUCUGUCAAGCUCCCUGAAGCAUUUGAGAGGUGUGCCAGCAAAGACCAUCUCUGGAACAAUGUGCGGAGAGGGGCCCGACCAGAGCGCCUGCCCGUGUUUGACGAGGAGUGCUGGCAGCUGAUGGAGGCCUGCUGGGAUGGGGACCCCUCUCAGAGGCCUCUUUUGGGCAUCGUCCAGCCCAUGCUGCAGGGUAUCAUGGACCGGCUGUGCAAGUCAAGCUCUGAGCGGCCAAGCAGGGGACUCGACGAUUCUACUUGAAAGCAAAGACCUUUCUCCUCUACUCUCUAUUUCUUUCCUUCCCCUCACCUUUCGGCCAUGGGAAGAAUGUGACAUUUAUUCAGAGAGCUCCCGAGAGAACUGAUGCUUGCUGGGCAGCUUGAGACCUUCCCAGGCAGAGAGGCCUCCCGGACCGUGAACAGUUGGGCUGUGUGCUGGGGCACGUGCAGCAGCUCGCUGAUGCCCCAAGCCAUGCUGUCGGCAGAAGACUGCCUAGGACACGUAAACGCCGAAGAAUACAACGUUCCAGCCUCGGAACUGAAAAGGAGGCAAAUGUACCAAUUGUCUGUUCACUGUAUGUUGCUAAGACAGGCAAGGCACUGCAAUGGCAAUAGUAUUCAAAGCUAUAAUUUUCAUAAUUUUGGCUCCGGCUAGGAAUAGUUUGGUUCUCUCCAGUCAUCAGGACCCUUAGAAAAUUUGAACUUCCUUCUGGGAUUGUGAGAACAUAGGAUCCAAACAGUAACUUCUGGCUCCCUGCAACCAGAUCUCGGGUUGCCACAGCCAGAGGCCUCCACGAGGGAGCUAGAAACAGAGCUGUCUGUUCCUUACAGUGCCGGCCUGUUUACAUUGAUAGGACUGAAUAGCCCUGACUUUGGGGGUGGGUGUCAUGGUCACAUCACCAAGAGGCCACAGAAAAAAAAAAUGUUGGGCACACACACACGUGUGUGUGUGUAUAUAUAUACACACAUAUGUGAUUGGAUUUUGAGUUACUGCUAAUCCCAGGACAGAAUCUUUUCUUCUUCCCUUUGAUCUUUUUUCCUCCCUCUUUUUGGUCUCAAGAUGGGGAAAACUCCAGUGAACUUGGUAUCUGGGAAUGAGUGUCUGAGCAAAACUGACAGGUGGGGAGUAACUGGGGAGACCCGAGACGUGGGUAGUGAUCUGGAGGCCGUGGGUUUCCCUGCAAGCCCAUUGGAAGGAUACCAGGAGAAUCCAAAAUUCCCAUUUUUGUGUUUGACUCUAACACACUGAUGUUUUUAAACUCCUCCACGAGCAUUUUAACCGAGAUUUCUUUUGCAAACUUGUCCCUUCUUUUUACUUUGACCAUAACGUAAGAGGGAAAGCACCAGAUGAAAGAGAACGCUGUAUGUAGCUGUGUGUGCCCCUUGCCCCCGUGUGCUCGAGGCUGGGACGCGAGUGCUGGUGGGCUUUCAGAGCGUGUGUCGGGAAGUGUGCCUAAGAAGAGAAAUUCUGAAUUGGAGCAAUUUACACGUUGAUGCAUCUCAGACCUUGACUUAAAGCCUCGCUGCACCGAGAUGGCCCCUUCGAUUUAGAACACCAGGUGGGUGAAAGAAGGCAUCGAGGGAGGUGAGGAACCUCCGUCCAUCUGCCCGAUCUCUGGGCAUGGCGCUCUCUCCCCUGUGCCUGGCGCCCAAGGCUGUGAACCGGGUCCCUGAGUAGGCGUGUAAGGAAAUGGGCAGAUUUGCUGCUAGAAGCCUGUUGGGUGUUUUCUGAGAGAAUGGCCAUCUCUUAAACAUUAACAGAGUAUAAAUGGUGUCUACCAGAAAGUUUUCCUAUAACUCUUCAAGUUCAGUUUUCACUCUUUGGUUCUGCUGGGCUCUGAGUAUGAUGCCCUUGAGCGUAGGAAGCUCCAAGCACUUGGGGUCCGUCAGAAACUCCAUAUAGUGCUAAGAACCUUUUUACUUGCAACGGUGAAGUGCCGACCCUCUGUCUCUGGGGUCUGUAGCUCGAGCCUUGUUCUGGUGGAAUGUCCAGUAGCCCUGUUAGAAUUAACACCCAUUUAUAGCUUUACUUCUUCAAGUCACUCUGUUCUUGUCUGCAUUAACUCGUUUGUCCUCCUGGGGAUGAUGAUGGGGCUUCCAGGAAGCCAGAUUUUCAAGUUUAAAAAGGAGAGGUGCGUAGCGUCUCCCUGCUGAAAGAGCAGUCUAAGUGUUUUGUAUGACAUUUCAGGAAAGGUCUUUUCUAGUCCCCUUUCCCAGAGUCCUCCUUUACUGCAGCUCACAUCAGGAGUCUGUGCUUCCGUUGGGGAAGCCACGUUCCUAACAUUCUUCCAAAGUCUUAGUUCCUACUCCCCAUUCAUGCAGGGGCAGGUGGGGGGUGGGGGGGGCUUCUUCUACCCAGUGUCCCUUUUCAGUUUGUCCUCUCCCUGCAGCUUAGUCUGCUCUCAGACACUGGUCUCCUAGCAGAUUCCCACAUUUUUUUGCCUGAGUGAGGAGGGAGGACGAGAGGGACCAAUGCUAAGUAAGACAGUAACUGUGUUAACAAUUCAAUACAAAAAAAGUAUUUUGAGAAAAGAUGCAAGAUAUUCCUGAAGAUCUCCAGGCCAAAGUCCACAUAGAGAUAUUAGGAAGUUGUUAUUUGAACACUCAGCGGGCUGAGUGCGGAAUACAGACAUAUAACACAUGCACACUUUGCUUUUGUUUUAUAACGUCAGCUGAUUGGGGAUUCUUUGUCCCUCGGCGCCCAUUAUUGUUAAAGCGGCGGAACGCCAUGAAAUGUACUGCACUGUGUGUGACUUGGGAAGACACUAGGUAUUCAAAGGAGUCUGGGGGUACUUGGGCUGUAGCGGGCUCAAGAAGACCAAAGUCCUCAAGAUUUUACCCCCUAGCCUUCGUUGCAUGUGCUCCCAAGGGGUGAGGUGAGAUGGUGGCUGGGGGCAGGGGAAGGGUGGGACGGAUCACCCUCACUGUGUUCUGUUCUAAUCGACUUCACUAGGGCGAUUUACCCCGGCCCAAAAAUGAUCACCUGGCCUUUUUCAGCAUGCUUGAAGUCUGGUCACUUAUCGUUUCAGAACUGAGUGAGGGACCUUCUUGCAGAGCAAUCAAGACAUGGCAGAGCCUGGGGCCCCCUCGCGGCGGACACUGUGCCUGGCGAGCGAGGUCAUUCUGGCAGGAGUUGGGGAAUGCUCGUUUGGCUGAGGUUUCCACAGGUGUGACCUAGUUCCUUGAUCCUCUGUAGAGAGUAGCUCGUUGAUUGAGCAAGCCUUCUCCUCCUCUAGGAAGGAGGGCUGUGCUGGUUUUUCCCAGACCAAAGAGAAUCACUUGUGACUCCCAUUUCAAGGGGACAGAGCCUAGGGAGCAGCUUCUCCUAAUUUUUAACACUAAAACUCAAGGAAACAGUGAGGGAAAGGACAUAUUACUGGCACGGAGGGAAAUAGGGGAACGGUAGAACCCGCCCCCAGCACCUGUCAGCUCUCCAGUGCAUUCUUACGCAUCUUUGCUGAGCUGCCAAAGUGGGGGUUGGAAGUUGUUUCCUAACGAGAGAAGGGGUUUGGGGUGGCAGGCUCCAGAGUGAUAACUGCACUGAACGACACUUUAUUUUUUUGGCUUAUUAUUUAGCACUGAAAAGCCAAGAGGGGUCGGUGAUGACGGUAGCACUUGGAGGGCAGAGGUCCCCUGUGGCCUUGCUUUGGAGAGAAGGCAUGCUUGGUGUUCCAUUUGGCUAAUCAGGGAAUCCUGAAGUCCAUACAGCUUCGGAGUGGGAUAAAGGGCCCUCGAGUCCCUCGCCAAAAUAGUUGCUUGCUUUGAGUUUUCAAAGUUUGACUUCUGGAUUUGCUGGAUCAAAUAACCCACUUUUUCUUUAAAAGAAAAAAAAAAGUGGAUUUACCCUUCUAAAUAUGGGGGGAGCAGUUAGGGUUAGUGCUGUGUAAAAGUGGGUGAGGAGGGGGUAAGCUUCAGAAACUUGUACUGCAAACUCCUUCGGGGGUUGCGAGGAGCACUACUGUUCUUAAAAGGGUUUUAUUUUUAACUUCAUCUGCUUUGUUAACAUCCAGUCCAGUUGAGAUGCCCGUGGAGACUAUGUGAAGACCUGGCGUCGGGGGAGGCCACCCGACUCAGAGGGUUGGGAAGGAAAUCGGUCUGGACAGCUUGUUGUCUUUUAUUCUUAUGUAAUAUUUGUGUUUGUUUCAGAGGACUAAUGUCUAUUACAGUGUUAAUAAAAGUGUAACAUACUAAGUGUGUAGAAUAAAAGUGCAGUAACAAGAGGAAGUUACCUUGGCACAAACCUCAAUCCUUCACUCUCCCUUCCUGUGCUGUCUCUUGGCGUAAUAUGGCAAACAAGACCAUAUUGUGUUUUUUAAGAGACAUGACUCUGGGUUAAAUCUUCAUCUAGUGUCGUUCUGGAUGGUUGGGUUUGGUUUUAUAGAGUGUCCCGUCUCCUCGUGGGGAUACACAGAUGCCACAUGUGCUGUAGAAUAAAGGUCACAUUAACAUUUGA